UUGAUAAAGAAAAAAUAACCUUUUCAUUGUAAGCAGACGAAAAAAUCUACAUUUUUUAACAUUUUUUGUGAAUUUAUUCUGGAAAGAAACCUAAAGAUUUUUACAAAAUCAAUAAAGAAUUGUAAUCUAAUAAUAUUGAAUGUUAAUUUAAAAACAAGAAUAUAUUUGUGAUGCUAAGUUUUUGAGAUAAAAAACGAAAAAUUGAAAAUUCCUUUGUCAGCCAGACAAAGACGUGUGUGUGUUUGCCGUACCACCACUCAAUAAUUCGUUGUUGGUUGAAGGUCGGGUGACGCGCUUAGCGGAGCAUCCCUCGAGCCCAAAAAUUGCUGUAAAGGAAUAAUUUUUCCUUCCUGCUGUUGUUAAGUUUUCCUAGCUUAUCUCUAAACUGCACUUUAUAUGCCUAACGACGAUAUGUCGGGCAGUGAAGAUGGUCAACUACGCAGUCCAGUCGGCGAUGACCAUAUGUUAAGGCCAAAAAGUGUGUACAUGUCCAAUGACCGAUGCGCGCGAUGGCCACGACGUUACCUUUUAAAACAAAACCUAAUAUACCUAAAAUCAAAAAUUAAAAAAAAAACAAACAAAUAAUAAGCUCUAUAACUUAAUAAAAAAAACCAAACAAUUAAAAACAUAAAAAUGAAUGUUUAAAAGCCGGUAAAAAUCUAUAAAACAAAAUCAUGGCUCAACAAAACAUCUGCCUACAAAAGAAACAUAAAGCCAACAAGCAAGCAGCUGGUUUAAAAAAAGCUAGAAAAAUGUAAACUACAAACUUGUUACUGUAAUUAAUAAAAACUGUAAAAUGCCAAAGGGGUCAGUCAGUCAUUCAAUCAGUCAACGUCCUUAAAAAUUGUUGAAGUUUGAGGCAGCAACAAAUAAAACCUUUAAACGGUUUGUUUGAUGGACAAGAGGCCAGUUAGUCCAAUGGAUAUCUAAACUCUUUAAAAGAGACCGUAAACCAAUCUCAUCAACAACAACAACAAUAAUAAUUAAAAUUCCAACAAACAUCUAACAGUAGCAUCCUAAACAAAAAUUGUUAUUGUUAUGUUUUCAUCAAUUUUGAAUCCAUGUCUCCUUAGUUGUGUUGUAAGAAAAAUUGUAAAGUAUCUCUGGAUUUUGUUAACACAACAAGUAUCAACAUUUUUCAUAUAAUUUUCUCUUAUUUGUUUACAACUAAUUCUCCUUUUAAUCCUUAAUAUCAAGAAAAACAAAAAAAAAAAAAAAGCAAUUAUCGUCUCUUCUCAGCCCGAUGAUGUUGUUGAUUUACUUUCUUCUUCGUUUAUAAGCAGUUGUUUGUGGAGUAUUUUGCUUUGGAAUUGUAUUACUACAACUACCUCCUACACUUUUAUUGGGUCGUCAAAAUAAUUAUUUCAUAUUUUUCCUCUGCAAGGUGAGUGUUCAGUUGUUGGUUUUAUCAGUGCCUUUUGUUUAAUUGUAUAUUAUGUAUUCUAUUAAUUUCUUUUUUUUCAAAGGAUACAUUGUUGUUCAGAAAAAAGGUAAAUGCUUGACGAACUAAACAAAUUUUGUUAACCCAAUGUAUAAGUGGAUUAAGAUUAAUACAAUUCCAAGCAAAAAAUGAAUGCAAACUUCUACGUAGAAAAAAGUAAAGAAAAACUAUAAAUCAUGGGUAAAUAAAUAAAACAAAGACAAAACAAAUUAUUUCAUAUCUAUAUAUAAAAUAAAACUACUACAAGAACAUUUUUACAAACUAAUCAAAAAACUAUUGGCCAUUGUAACGCUCAGAUCAGGGACAACAAGGGUAGACACACUUAAAUACACGCUUACCCAACAAUCACUUAUUUGCUAAACUCCAAGUUAAACUGGCAAGAAAAAGAAAAACUUCCGAAAGAAAGGAAUGCAAAGGACUGUAAUUAAAUUGAAACCAUAAAAGAGGCGUUCAAUGGGAACUAAGGAAGAAGAUGGCGAAGAGGAUACAGAUUCAUUGGAUAUUAAACCACCACAGGCUCAUGUAUCUCGCGAUUCGAGUAGUUCUAGGCGUAAGGAAAAAUCGAAAGAUAAGAAACAUUCCAAAGAACGUAGACACAAGGAACGUUAUGCCGAUGCAGGAGGAGGACGUGAUAAAGAAAAGGAUUAUCAUCGUGAUAGCCGACAAGUUGAACGUAGAAGCGAUGUGGAGCGUAAAGAAAUAAGGCGAGGCAAUGGUGAGGAACGUUAUCAGCUGCAGAAGAGUGGCUACGAUCGGGAGGAUUAUAUGGCUGGGGGAGAAAAGCGUUAUCAUAAACAUUAUGAUGAUGCUGCAACGGGUUCGCGUGGCAGUGCAAAUGUUUAUCAUGGCAGUUAUCAUGGUCAUCAGGAGCAUCAAUACCAACAUCAUCAUCAUCAACAGCAGCAGCAUCAUCACCAUCAUCAUGCCCAAAUGCAAAUGCAACAUCGUCAACGUCAAGAUUACUAUGAACACCGGAGACAACAAGACUAUCAUCAUCCACUGCCCACCGAUUAUCAUAGCCAACGUCAUCACCAGCAGCAACACAAUCAAGCCUAUGAAGUUUCCCGUGGUGGAGCUCAAAAAUAUCAUGAUCAUGAAAUGGAGAAACGUAAAUAUGGCUCCUACGAUCAUGCCAAAGAUCCUGAAAGUCUAGAGCAAGACUUACGUUCACGCCUUCUAAGCAAACGUCAUAAAUAUGUUAAAGAUGAUAGUGCGGAAGAGGUGAGUGUUGCUAGAGAUGAUUCAUAUGAACGUUUGUAUGAGGAGCGAGAACAUGAACGUAACUCCAAAAUAGAACGUCGCAAGGCUAGACGUUUAAAGGGACGCGAUGCUAUAAUAGAAGUGGUUGACAGUCCGGAUGCCGAAGAAAAUCUACGUCAUUCGCAACGCAAAAAACAUAAACGCCAUAAAGAAAAGCAUGAAAAGCGAACAGCCUUAGAUGAUAUUAUACCGCCUAAAAACGCAGCAGCUAUUACUGCCCCUCCACCAGUAGCAGCAGAAAAGAGACGUUCUCCCGAAGAUCCAGAACUUAUAGCUCGAAGAGCAAAGCUGCUGGCCGCCGAACAAGAAAAGGAGAAACGCAAGGAAAUUGCCCGCAAGGAACUAGAAGCUCGACGUGAAUUGAGAAGAGAUCGUGCUUUGGAUACUUUAAGUCCCACCGCUGUGGCGGCCAGUGUAACCGCCGGUUUAAAUGUUCAAAUAAAACGUAAGAAGAGCGAUGAAGAGGAAAAAGCAAAACGAAAACGUCUUAAAAAGUCCAAGGACAGUGAAGAAGAUGAUGACGAAGAUGAGGAACGAGAUGAAGAAGAUGAUGAAGAUGCUAGUGACUCUUCCGAUGAUAGUCGUGAUGAUGAAGAAGAUAGUGUUAGUAACUCUGGCAGUGAUAGCGAUCACAGUAAUUAUAAGAAAAGUAAAUCGAAAAAGAAGAAACGAGCGAAUCAUAGUGAUGGUGAAGUCUCCUUACCCGAAAGUCCUUUGUCAAUAGGAGAAUUGUCCAAAUCUCCCAAUAAAUCAUCGAAGAAAAAAGCGAAAAAGAAGAAACAUUCUGCUAAAAGCAAAUAUUCGGAUGAUGAAGACAACGAGGAGGAAGAGGAGAAACAUAAUAAACGUUCUUCUAGAUCCAAUUCAAUAUCACUGUCACCCAGCCGUUCAAGAUCGCGAACACGCUCGCAUACACCCGCCCAUUCUAGAUCACGCUCAAGAUCCCGUUCAUCACAUUCUUCUCUAACGGCUAGCUCUAGAUCACGUUCAAGAUCACGUUCUUCCGUACGCAGCAGAUCAAGAUCCCGUUCUCAUUCUAGCUCAAGAUCACGUUCUCGUUCACGUACCUCCCGCAGCCGUAGUCUAUCAAAAUCACGCUCACGUUCUCGUUCAGACUCUCGUACGCGCAGUGAAGAACGUGAUAUGAAAGCAAAUUCACGCAAAGAGGAAAAGGAAUCAAAAGACAAAUUAUCCUCCUCAGAGGUGGAUAAGAGGAAUCACGAAGAUGCUGAAGAUUUGCCCGCCAUGGAUGACAAAGGUAAUCCCUUACCCAAUUACUAUCCCGGCAUACAGGGUUGUCGUUCGGUAGAAGAGUUCCAAUGCCUUAAUCGCAUAGAGGAGGGUACUUAUGGUGUUGUUUAUCGCGCCAAAGAUAAACGUACAAAUGAAAUUGUCGCCCUUAAACGUCUUAAAAUGGAAAAAGAAAAAGAAGGCUUUCCCAUUACGUCACUGCGUGAAAUCAAUACUUUACUCAAGGGUCAACAUCCCAAUAUUGUUACGGUGCGCGAAAUAGUUGUCGGUUCAAAUAUGGAUAAAAUUUUCAUUGUUAUGGAUUAUGUAGAACACGAUUUGAAAUCGUUAAUGGAAACUAUGAAGGCGAAAAAGCAAUCAUUUUUCCCUGGUGAAAUUAAAUGUCUAACACAACAGCUGCUCCGGGCAGUGGGUCAUUUGCAUGACAAUUGGAUAUUGCACAGAGAUUUGAAAACGUCAAAUCUUUUACUAUCGCACAAAGGCAUCUUGAAAGUAGGUGAUUUUGGUUUGGCACGUGAAUAUGGUUCACCUUUAAAGAAAUAUACCUCAUUGGUGGUGACAUUAUGGUAUAGAGCUCCUGAGUUGUUGUUAUGUUCACCCGAAUAUUCGACACCGAUUGAUAUAUGGUCAGUGGGUUGUAUAUUUGCAGAAUUUCUACAAAUGGCUCCUAUAUUUCCGGGAAAAUCCGAGGUGGAUGAAUUAAAUCGGAUAUUUAAGGAACUGGGAACUCCCAAUGAGAAAAUUUGGCCUGGCUACAAUCAACUACCGGCGGUCAAGAAUAUGCUUAGUCAAAACUCUCAAUUUGCAGACUAUCCCGUGUCCAGUUUAAGAAAACAUUUUGCCGACAAAACUUCCGAGGCCGGCAUUGAUUUAUUACAGGGUCUUUUAACCUAUGAUCCCAAACAAAGAUUGUCCGCCGAUACCGCUUUAAAACAUCAAUAUUUCAAAGAACUGCCAGUACCUAUUGAUCCAUCCAUGUUUCCCACCUGGCCAGCUAAAAGUGAAUUGGGUGCACGCAAAGCUUUGGCCUCCUCGCCGAAACCACCUUCUGGAGGUUCUCAAUUUAAACAAUUGGGUAAAGAUGAUCUGGCUGGCACCGGUAGUGGCGGUAAAAUCAUAUCUGGCAUUAUAACCGGCAACAAGAAAACAUCUGCCAAUACUGGCUUUGUCCUAAAUGCUGGUAUCGAUCAAAGACAAUUAGCCAUGGGACCCGGUUUUAAUUUGAAAUUCUAAAUUGUUUUCUUUUAUCUGCGUGUAAUAGACUUUUUAAUCUCUUAGGAAAAAAAAAACAUCUUAAAGAUUAAUUAAAUUGCCACAACGUUUUCUUUUGUUAAUUUUAUUUUUAUUAUACUUACAUAGUAAAAUAAGUCGUGUCCUUUAUAUGGGUGUGUUAAAUUUAAAUCGCAAAACAUUAACCGUCAUUAUAUCAGAUUUUUUAUAACAACAUCAUUGUUAUUGAAAGCUUAGUUUAAAGCUUUAUAAAUAAACAUUUACACAAAUAUUACUAUAUAAAACUCUUUAUAUUUUUAUAUUAGUACAUACAUACUUAUUAAAUUAUAUCAAAUAUGUGUAAUUUUCUUUUUUCUUCUUUAUUAUCCAAAAAAAAUCUUCUUAAUUUUAGUUUUUUUUUUUAAUUUUUUUUGUUUUCUUUUCUUAAGUUAUGUUUAUUCUUUAAUACUUUUACAAAAUAUCGUAAGUUAUUCCUAAAAAAAACAAAUAAAACAACAAAAAAAUAUGAAAACAUGUAAAAAAUACA
Molecule: messenger RNA, 5708 nt
Organism: Lucilia cuprina (Australian sheep blowfly)
Lineage: Eukaryota; Metazoa; Arthropoda; Insecta; Diptera; Calliphoridae
Gene: Pitslre
Product: serine/threonine-protein kinase PITSLRE
Exons: 6
Coding region: 1895-5185 (1096 amino acids)
Biological process (GO): protein phosphorylation; regulation of mitotic cell cycle
Cellular component (GO): nucleus
Molecular function (GO): ATP binding; cyclin-dependent protein serine/threonine kinase activity
Source: RefSeq, a predicted model, not a curated record